AUGUCUGGCCGUGGCAAGGGUGGCAAGGGUCUCGGAAAGGGUGGUGCUAAACGACACAGGAAAGUUCUUAGGGACAAUAUCCAGGGUAUCACAAAGCCUGCUAUACGCCGACUUGCUAGACGUGGUGGCGUGAAGCGCAUUUCCGGACUUAUCUACGAGGAGACCCGUGGGGUCCUCAAAGUCUUCUUGGAAAAUGUAAUCCGUGACGCUGUCACCUAUACCGAGCAUGCAAAGCGCAAAACUGUUACCGCCAUGGAUGUUGUCUACGCCCUUAAACGCCAGGGCCGCACUUUGUAUGGCUUUGGUGGUUAA
Molecule: messenger RNA, 312 nt
Organism: Protopolystoma xenopodis
Lineage: Eukaryota; Metazoa; Platyhelminthes; Monogenea; Polystomatidea; Polystomatidae
Source: the annotation of a GenBank genome assembly